AUGGUCUCAUUACCUCAACGCAUGCGAAAGCUGCAAACAAAACUCCUCGCUAUUCGACUCGGAUCAGGAGCGGUCAUACUACCCAAAGAUGUCAAGCGAAUCCACCUGCGCUUUGCGAAACGAAUAGAAGGAGGGCAUAUGGGUCCGAGGAAAUUCAUGCAAUACGAACUCAUCCGGCUGAAAUACCACAACCCAGCGGUCUCCAUGACCGUCGACCGAACCGCUCUUGCCGAAGACGCAGCAGUCAUGAGUGUCCACUUCACCCAACCCGCAGAAGACGGCACAGACGCCCAGCUCACCGACCGCGUCCAAACGAUCGACAUGAAACUCCGCAACAACAGUGAGAUCCUGGAACAGCUUGUGCAGCUUACGAAAGCGCAGCCAGUAGAACCUACCGCCGAAGAGAUUGAAGAGCUGAAGGAUCUCGAGGAGCAGAGGGUGAAGGGUGCCAGGGAUAGCGCGAGGAGUGCGGAGGUGAGGGCCAGGGUGAAGCGAGAGAAGGAGUUGUUGGAGCAGGCGAGGGGAGAUAUGGCUGCGCAGGUGGCGUAG
Messenger RNA from Recurvomyces mirabilis, 549 nucleotides. RefSeq lists its product as uncharacterized. Bases 1 to 549 code for a protein of 182 amino acids. Gene Ontology annotation, molecular function: structural constituent of ribosome. Lineage: Eukaryota; Fungi; Ascomycota; Dothideomycetes; Mycosphaerellales; Teratosphaeriaceae. Gene Ontology annotation, cellular component: mitochondrion. The record is from RefSeq and is a predicted model, not a curated record. The transcript is spliced from 2 exons.